Molecule: messenger RNA, 117 nt
Organism: Paramecium octaurelia
Lineage: Eukaryota; Ciliophora; Oligohymenophorea; Peniculida; Parameciidae
Source: the annotation of a GenBank genome assembly
AUGACACUUGAUUAAGCUUCUUGCAGUGAUGAUAGUUCGAUUAGGUUGUGGGAUAUGAAUACAGGAAAUAUAAAAUUUUUAAUAAAACGAAGGAGCAAGGUCAAAAAUGCACUGUGA